CUUUUGAUGUUCAUACUGUCUUUUAUCUCUGUGUAUAAAUCCCAGCUUUUACUGUGUUUUGCAAACAAACAAACAGUUAAUAUAUAUGGAAAGUACACAUUGCAGACCUCUAGUAAAAGGAUGAAGCUUUUAUCCCCAAAAAUCAAACAAAAAGGCAAAAAGGCUAUGUAAGCAGGAUUUGUAUCUUCUUUGUGAAGAAGGGAAAAGUUUUCACUGUUGUGGCUUCUUCUGAAACUUACCAUGAAUAGCACCAUUAUACACCAGUACCAUUUUUCAUAAAGCAAAGUGGACCCCUUAAUGUCUACCUUCCUUAGAUAUAAUAUUCAUCGGUUCCUUUCAUUCGACCUAUUUUACAGUCUACAGUUACAAAGAUGAACUCACAGUCAAGAACCCCAACUCGUCUUCUUUCCUCAAAAAGAGAGUGAAAGGAUCCUGCAGUCUGAAGAAGAAUAGUGUGAAAUCGUACCUGAAACAUUUACAAUGAGUAACAGCUUGUUACAUAGUCAUUAUUCGAGUGGUGGAAUCCCAUCAGAGAUUGCUGAGAAUCUAAAAGAUUUUUUUCCUGAGGAUGGCGAUUUGAGUUAUGAAGAAGUUCUUUUGCAACAGGAAACUGUUUACUUAUCAUUUCAAGCAAAUGGAAAAAACAAGAGUAUGAGCUCUGAAUACGGUCAAACCAGUAGCGGGCAUCCGUUAUCAGCACAAAAGGGUGAUUCUUCUCAAAGCCCUGACUCACAGUUGGCUCUGGAUGAAGCUAUAGCUAGAUCUUUGCAGUUGGGGGAUGAUUUUGAGGAUUUUUGUAGAGAUGAGCUUAAUUCUACUGUGGCUGGCAUCAGGGAAUCCCCUCCUAGAGAAUCACCUCCGGCUGAGAAUCCGAACACGAGGAGACAAGAUGAUAUUGAUCCAGAUAGUAUGACCUAUGAGGAAUUGCAGUCUUUAGGAGAAGCUGUUGGCCAGCAGAGCAGAGGGCUUUCACAAGACCUCAUAAGUCGUUUACCAAGUUUCAAAUACAAGACUGGAUUCUUCUCAAAGAAAAAGAAGAUGGGAGAGUGUGUUAUAUGUUAUGCUGCAUACAGAAGCGGAGAUAUGUUGACCACUUUGCCUUGUGCACACAUGUUUCAUUCAGAAUGUAUUAACCGCUGGCUAAAAGAAAGAAAGAAUUGCCCCCUCUGUUAUGAAGAGGUGAAAGAUGAAUGACCUUGCAGAUCCAAUGCGUUGUUGCUCAACUGAUCUGCCUUCAAACAUCACUUUUCUUUCAUGUAAUAGAGAGUAUCAGCCUCCUUUAAGGACUUAUAUUUGGUUUGUAAAUAUCCUUGUGGUUUGAUUCCCCAUAUUUCACUAUCUGGACACAUUAAGCAAACAGAACUGUCUAGUCCUGCUCUUGGUAUCAGCAUAUCUUGCUAGACAUUGACUUUUCAACAUUAUGCCCCUAAACUAUGUGAAAUUAAGCGGAUAUGUACGUAGUGGUAAUACUUUAGCACAAAUAUCCAAUAUUUUGGUUCAAA
Messenger RNA from Solanum lycopersicum (tomato), 1502 nucleotides. Its product is annotated as E3 ubiquitin-protein ligase BIG BROTHER. Gene Ontology annotation, molecular function: ubiquitin-protein transferase activity; ubiquitin conjugating enzyme binding. Gene Ontology annotation, biological process: protein ubiquitination; negative regulation of organ growth; floral organ development. The record is from RefSeq and is a predicted model, not a curated record. NCBI's taxonomy places the organism in Eukaryota, Viridiplantae, Streptophyta, Magnoliopsida, Solanales, Solanaceae.